Danio aesculapii is the source of this 5366-nucleotide messenger RNA. RefSeq names its product RNA binding fox-1 homolog 3a (gene rbfox3a). The transcript is spliced from 17 exons. Gene Ontology annotation, biological process: nervous system development; regulation of alternative mRNA splicing, via spliceosome. Lineage: Eukaryota; Metazoa; Chordata; Actinopteri; Cypriniformes; Danionidae. Gene Ontology annotation, molecular function: mRNA binding. The record is from RefSeq and is a predicted model, not a curated record. Gene Ontology annotation, cellular component: nucleus; cytoplasm. Bases 757 to 1878 code for a protein of 373 amino acids.
CCCAAUACACACACACACAUACACCCACCACUUACACACAUCCAUCCCUCUUGUGUGAACGUAAACACACAUACACACCACAGACGCGUGUGGUUGACCGCACCGGGCUCUCGACUGUGUGUGAAGACACGCGCGGCACGCCAAAGAAGCAGCACUACUGAAUCUGACGCUCGCUUUGUAGCAGGACCGCCAAGCAGAUCGCAACGAAAACCAUCCUACUUUAUCUCUCUCUCUCUCUCUCUCUCUCUCUCUCUCUCUCUCUCUCUCUUUCUUUUUCCCUCCCUCUCUUUUCAGUUGUACUUGUGUGAACAGAGCUGGAGAAUAGGAAAUACACCCCCCCUCAAUCUCUCGCUCUCUCUCUCUCUCUUUCUCUCUGUCCUGUGGAGGGAUAAACAGUGAAAAGAUGAGCCUGUGAUACAGCAUCAGACCUGAGUGACCUGACAGCUCAAACUAAUCCUCUUCAGACAAGAAGGAAUGCUGCCAGUUGAAGCCUAGUCUCUGAUAGCAGUGGAGAACAAGCAGUCUACUUCCCGGAAGAAUACAAGACUUCUCUGAUCUGGGUGAUGAAGGAGCCUGUGACCUGCAGAGGGGAAAGUAAAAUAUAAGUGACUGAUUCCUGCUUCAACAGAGCGAGCAGCUUUUGCCGGUUCAUCGGACAGAGUGACUUGCCACGCUCCGACUGCCCCCCUUCUCCCCACAGAAUCAGACACUUCUGUGGUUGCAGUGAGACCCCAACAAGCUCAGCCACAGCUGUACAUGGAGACCCCCAGCUGGGCAGAAACCAAACCAGGAAACGGGCUGUGUAAAACAGGAAGCAUUGCUCUCUUUGGAAACGUAGUGUACAGCGGGCUGCUGAACGAUCACUUCUGGCAUUUCGGGGUUCCCCUUGUCACAAGACUGGGUAACCAGGAGGCCCCAGCUCCCCCAGAAGCCAUGGCUCAGCCGUACGCCCCAGCUCAGUAUCCUCCUCCUCCACCUCAGAACGGGCUGCCUGGCGAAUACACCCACCCUGGGCAGGACUACACGGGGCCCAGUCCGGUCCCUGAGCACGCAGCGGCCCUCACCAUCUACACACCAACACAGACACACAGCGAGCCGCCUGGCACCGACAGCAGCACACCUUCCCUCACAGGGACCAGCAGCUUAACACAGGCGGACGAUGUGGUACAGACAGACGGAUCUCAGCAGCUUCAGCUCCAGCCAUCAGACUCUUCAGAGAAGCAGCAGCCCAAACGGUUACACGUCUCCAACAUUCCCUUCCGCUUCCGGGACCCAGACCUCCGACAAAUGUUCGGGCAAUUUGGGAAAAUUUUGGAUGUGGAAAUUAUUUUUAACGAGCGGGGCUCUAAGGGUUUUGGUUUUGUAACUUUUGAAACAAGUGUAGAUGCAGACCGUGCACGGGAGAAAUUAAACGGUACAAUCGUAGAGGGACGCAAAAUUGAGGUAAAUAAUGCAACGGCAAGAGUAAUGACAAACAAAAAAGUGGCCAACCCCUAUACAAAUGGCUGGAAGCUGAAUCCAGUGGUGGGAGCUGUCUAUGGUCCUGAAUUUUAUGCAGUGACAGGCUUCCCCUAUCCAACCACAGGGGCGACGGUGGCUUACAGGGGCGCCCACUUGAGAGGCAGAGGUCGUGCCGUCUACAAUACGUUCCGUGCCGCGCCUCCACCCCCUCCCAUUCCCGCCUACGGAGCUGUGGUUUACCAAGAUGGCUUCUACGGUGCAGAGAUCUAUGGUGGCUAUGCAGCAUACAGAUAUGCCCAACCAGCCGCAGCAGCCGCAGCCGCCUACAGUGACAGCUAUGGCAGAGUCUAUGCAACAGCAGACCCUUAUCACCACACGAUUGGACCUGCAGCCACGUACAGCGUGGGCACUAUGUAAAUAUAAAGCUAGAAGACAACGGAGAAGAGCAUCAGCUAAAAAGGAACAAAGAGGAUCAAGGAAGAAGAGUGUCAAUGAAAAAAAAAACAUACAAAAAGAAGUUAAGAGGAAAUCCUUACACCGAGGCUGUCAGGAGAAGGCAUUAUAUAUCUCUGUUGGGACGCGAGACUGACGCAGCCAAGCUGUGGAUGAAAAAGAAGGGGUUUAGCUUUCACCUGGGACAGCCUUUCGGGGUGGAGGAGGAGGAGAGGAGAGGUCAUCAUAAAACUUUUUAUUUUUCUAAACUUUUUUAAGUUUAUGGUUUCCAAAAAGAUGAAAAAGAUGAGUGUAUAUAUCUAUAUAGCGAUAUAUAUGUAUGUAUAAAUAUGUUACAAAAAAAAGAAGCUAAGAAAAAAAAUAGUACACAACUAGCAACAGAGUGAUGAGUUAGCGCUGUAGGAGGGGGUGGGGGUGGGGGGUGUACAAAUGUUGAUCCUUCACACCCCCCACCCCCCUCCCACCGAAAACCUCCUUGUCCGGCCUGCGCCAGGAGGGUCAAGGAGGGCCGACACGAUUCCAUGUGGCCCCUCUUCAUCCAAAGCCUUUGAAAAUAUGGCACAGCUGGGUCUUCCAUCAGUAGGUUUCGUCAUGUGUUGAGCCCGGAGGGAAACAAACGGCCUUUACUCUCUAACAUCAGAGGCAGUGAUCCUUCUAGAUGCCAGACGAACUUGCAUGGGACUCCAAAUUUUCCACUUACAGGUUGAUAUUCAGGUGUCGCAUGGAACGGGACAAGAGAAGACACUGUAAAUAAAGCGGUCAACAUCAGUUCUGAAGCGCUGUCAUCCCGCUGUUGUUUGUAGCACAAUACGAAUCGGCCCGCUGGCAGGUUUUACUGGGAUGUGUGCGUGUGCUUGUGUGUGUGCGCGAAAGAGGGGAGGGGGGAGGGGGAUGUAGUGUCGUGUUGGGUCGCAGCGGCCCCGGAGCCCAGGGCUACCAAAAAGCAUUUCAUUGUAGUGUUGUGGAGGUGGCCGUGCUGUGUAGUAAACACUUUUGUAUGUGGUGUCAUGAGGCUACAAAUUAAGAAAAUUGGAGCUGUCUUCUCGGUAUUGUCACGGGAGUUUCACAAUCCAUCUUGAAAAUGGGUUCCUGCCCGCUGCAAGGUGGAAAACGACGUGCCAGUUUAGUCAUAGGGUGUGCAAGCAAAGUUUUAUUAAAAAUCGAUUACCUUUAUACUUCUAAUGAGCUCCAUUUCAGUGACACAUCCUUAUAUAUUUAAACGUUGUACUAAUUACAUGCUGCUCAGCGUGGUCAAACGUCGAUUGUAGCCAUUUACUAAUGUUGUAUUAUUGUAUUACCAGUAUGAAAAACAUUUAUAUAUGGAUAUAUCUAUUUGUGACCCUUCAAGAGGAUUGUACCUUUUUUGGUUUGGUUUGGUUUGGUUUGGUUUCCUUUUGUUUUGUUGAUCGAUGGUGGUCCAGGUUUAUUUUCGACGGCGAUUUAUGCAAGUACUGAGAGAUCUGUGUGGCGUUGUUUCUGUUCGUCUGUAUAUUUGGUUCAGCUACUGAAUGUAAUUCAACUUUUUAUGUACAUGUCUUUGUUUUUUAAGCAGUACUUUGUAAAUGUGUGGACAUGCUAAAGCGAGUCUUCGUUUCUGAAGCCCGACGGAGAUACGGUCCAGCUGACAAAUCUCUUUUCUAACAGGAGCACUCCAGCUGGCCCAUGAACAUUAUCAUGACCCUGCAACGGACAAUAGUAGAAAGACAUGAAACGAUUGGAUGAGACGGAGCAGAAUGAUGCUCUUUGGUUUUUAUCGACAACCACUUUCUUUUUUUCUUUAUGCAAGCGGUGAACAGUCGAGCCACAUUCAAAGCCUCCUGUCACUCUAUAAUCAAUGUUGAAAACGGCAGUAUGUUAUCCUGCACUGUACAAAAAAAAAGAAAAAAGGAAAAAAAAAUGUUGUUGGGUUACCUAAAAAUGUGUUUGAUUUAGUAACAUCUGGUUUUAUUCAGGUCAGCAUUUUCAUAUUCAACUGGACUGAAUCCGCCUGGCUGCGUUAAGCUGAAAACAACCAAUCGGAUCGGGUAGAACUACAUCUUUAAAAUAACAACUGCACGUUUUCACGCUUUUUACAGUGUGUGUGUGUUUCGGCUCAGUGAGAAGGGAUGUGGUACAUUUAACAGAUAGCCCACCUCUACAGAGCAUUCCCAAGCUUUGCAAAAUCAUGCGCUUCCUCGGACUCAGGUGUUACAUGACAGAACUGAUGCGUUCCCUUCCAUAGGUAAUGAUGUUACAACUCCUUCCUUGCUGCAUUCUUCCUCUCAGAACUUUCUUUUCUACAAAGCUGGUGACUCCUAUCUCAGCGACUGUACAACUUUGUUACCCGAAGGAUCAUCAGAUGCGAACGUUCGGCGAAGACGUGUUGUUUCAGGGACUCUAAAAUCCGAGUGGCGGAAGAGACUGUGACUGAACAACCUAACAAAAAGAUGUCAAUUCAACAGAGAUCCGAUAGGCCUCUGGGUUUAUUCCUUUGCUUUAGUCCGUACGAGACAUUACUUGUUUACAUGUCCUGGUUUUUCCACCCUGCUGUGAGGUAUAUGUCAGCUUUUGCACUGUAUUCUUUGGCUUGUUGUCUUCCCUCUACUCUCUGUUUUCCUCUCAAGCAGCCCAUUGACCUGAGCACCAAAGUCAUUCGCCGUCUUCCUCGACCCAAAGCAGAGAACCAAUGCAAACUGUAGUCUGCUUAUAGUCUAUUGUCAGAACUACGAUGAAACUCAAGCGCAUGUAUCUGCCACUUGUUCCAUCAUCCGAACCGUCCUUCAGAUCUACACUGGUCGUCUGCUCUGUCAGGGCAGGUGGAAGACCAGCUAUGCAGCUCACCUCUGUCUGCACAGUUCUCUUGAACAUCAUUCAAACAGUCAAGCCAAUGGAAACGACAAAUUUAUCUUGGCAAUUGCUUUUCCCAACACGAAAAGGACAUAAAAAAAAGAAGAAAAAAAACGAACUCCUGCCAACCUGAUUUUCCUCAUCGUCAUUGCCAGAUCCCCGAAGCACAAGAGUUUGAAUGGAAGUCAAGUUAGUUGUCUCAGUGAUAGUUACCUUCCAUGUAGUGUGUAUGCGUGCGCGUGUGUACGUGUGUGCUUCCAGCCCCUUUGUUUUCUACUGAAAAUAUACAAAAAGCUACUUCCUGUCAUCUCAAUAUAAAAUGUAUUAUAUUAAAGGUUCUCUUCAUGUGCAACAUGAGCUCUAUGCUACAACAAAUCUAUCAUUUGGGGUUUUCUUUUGUUGUUUUCAUUUUUCUUUUAUUGUUUUCAAAUUUUGAAGUUGUUCCAAAUACAUAAGCGUGAAGAAAAAAAAUAACCACUAAAGAAAAAAAAAAAGAAACCAGUAUAAAGUAUUCUAUUUAAAAUGAAAUGACGAAACUUCUGCUGUCCUGGAUCUGUACUCGAAAUUUCAGUUUUCUUUCUGUAUGCAUCCAAUGUGCUUCAGACAACCAGUACUGUUUAUUAAUG